GUUACAUUUCUUACCCACGUACUGAGACUACUUCGUACGCAAAAAACUUUGAUUUUAAUGAAGUCCUAAGGGCUCAUUCGAAUCAUGAUAUAUGGGGGUCAUGUUCCAAAGAACUAUUGGAAAAUGGAAUCGAGCGUCCUACAGGAGGGGUUGAUGUCGGCGAUCACCCGCCCAUAACACCUACGAGAGCAGCGCGGGAAGGCGAAUUGUCUGGAGAUUCAUGGAGAAUUUACAACUAUAUAACACGGCAUUUUUUAGGAUCGAUAAGUCCCAACUUAAGAUACCAGAAAACCAGUUACACGAUCAAAGUCGGCAAUGAAUAUUUCGAAUGUUCAGGAUCGAAAGUGAUUCAACCUGGAUUUUCGGCAAUCAUGCAUUGGCGCACGAUGUCAGAUCAAAAUAUUCCAGAGUACCGUCAAGGUGACAUCUUGAAAGUUGUUAGUGUUAAUACGACUGAAGGAAAGACCAGUCCACCAGACUACCUAACGGAAAGUGAAGUCAUCAGUCUGAUGGAGAAGCAUGGUAUAGGCACUGACGCCUCUAUACCCGUUCACAUUAACAAUAUAUGUCAGAGAAAUUAUGUUUCGAUUUAUCGUGUAGAAAAAAUCGAUCCUGACCUGUCACUGCCUACAAUGCGAAGUGAUGUUGAGAAACAACUGAAUUAUAUAGUAACGGGAAAAGCCGCUUAUUCCGAAGUUUUAGACCAUUCCUUGCGGUUAUUCCGAGAAAAAUUUAAAUACUUUAGGGAGAAGAUCGAUCAGAUGGAUGAAUUGUUCGAAGCUACAUUUUCCACUCUCGCUUCAACUGGUAAAAUUUUAUCAAGAUGCGGGAAAUGCAAACGCUAUAUGAAAUAUAUUUCGAUGCGACCACAACGUCUACACUGUCCACAUUGUGACGAAACAUAUUCUUUGCCGCAAACUGGGACUAUCAAGUUAUACAAGGAACUCCAAUGUCCGCUUGAUGACUUCCAACUGGUAUCAUUCUCUACUGGAUCGAAGGGUACCGGUUAUCCUAUAUGUCCUUAUUGUUAUAACAACCCUCCUUUCGAAAACAUCAAAAAAG
Molecule: messenger RNA, 1062 nt
Organism: Acaulospora morrowiae
Lineage: Eukaryota; Fungi; Glomeromycota; Glomeromycetes; Diversisporales; Acaulosporaceae
Source: the annotation of a GenBank genome assembly